Messenger RNA from Salvelinus namaycush (lake trout), 477 nucleotides. Its product is annotated as homeobox protein aristaless-like 4. Gene Ontology annotation, biological process: regulation of transcription by RNA polymerase II. The transcript is spliced from 2 exons. The record is from RefSeq and is a predicted model, not a curated record. The annotation marks the transcript as partial. Lineage: Eukaryota; Metazoa; Chordata; Actinopteri; Salmoniformes; Salmonidae. Gene Ontology annotation, molecular function: DNA-binding transcription activator activity, RNA polymerase II-specific; RNA polymerase II transcription regulatory region sequence-specific DNA binding.
GUGUGGUUCCAGAACCGGCGUGCUAAGUGGAGGAAGAGGGAGAGGUUUGGUCAGAUGCAGCAGGUCAGGACUCACUUCUCUACUGCCUACGAGCUACCCCUCCUCACCAGGCCAGAGAACUACACCCAGAUCCAGAACCCAUCGUGGCUAGGUGGGGGCAGCGGUGUCUCUCCUGUACCUGGCUGCGUGGUGCCCUGUGACGGGUCAGUCACCUCCUGCAUGCCUCCCCACCCCCACCCACACGGAGGGGUCUCCGACUACCUAGGCGUGCCCAGCCCGGGCGUAGUGGGUCAUGAGGGUCACAUGGGACAGACACACAUGGGAAGUCUCUUUGGGGCUGGGGGAAUGGGCGGAGGGGGUGGAGGUCUCAAUGGUUACGACCUGACCGGUGUCGACCCAGACAGAAAGUCUUCUAGUAUCGCGGCGCUGCGUAUGAAAGCUAAGGAGCACAGCGCUGCCAUCUCCUGGAACACAUGA